Molecule: messenger RNA, 3785 nt
Organism: Protopterus annectens (West African lungfish)
Lineage: Eukaryota; Metazoa; Chordata; Ceratodontiformes; Protopteridae
Gene: NOS1
Product: nitric oxide synthase 1
Exons: 27
Coding region: 255-3785 (1176 amino acids)
Biological process (GO): nitric oxide biosynthetic process
Molecular function (GO): NADP binding; FMN binding; nitric-oxide synthase activity
Source: RefSeq, a predicted model, not a curated record
AGGCACGUUAAGAAAUAAAUUCCUCCUCUCGACCUGCGCCAGCUCGUCUCUGGGUCACUGUGCUACAUAUUUAAACACACACCUGCUCAGAGCUAGGACAGAAAAAGUGAGCGUUUCCAGUGACAGCAUCAGAGAAGUGGAGGAAAUCUAUGCUUUUUUAAAACAAAGUCUGACUGCUAGAGACUACAAAGACCACAACAGCAGAUGCACAAGAGGAAAGCACGAAGGCGACAAUAGGGGAAACAGACUUCAGGAUGCAGAAGAUGGCAGACAGUGACAUGCGUAUGGAUGACAAUAUGACAAAUAUUUUGAAUAACCGUUAUGCUGAAAAUGGGCAUCUUCUGCCAUCAGAGAGACUGUCACCAGUUAAGAACCUGGCAAAUGGCAGCCCGUCUAAGUGUGCACGGUUCAUAAAGGUCAGGAACUAUGAAAGUAAUAUUGUAUUUAACGACACGCUUCACCUGAAGGCAACACCGGAAAGUAGCUGCACACAGCAGAUAUGUACGGGCUCAGUGAUGACACCGUUGCACUACAGGAAGCCUGAAGAUGUCCGAUCAGCUGAGGAACUGCUGUCCCUUGCAACUGAUUUUAUCAAUCAGUAUUACUCAUCAAUGAAAAGGUUUGGAUCUAAAGCCCAUACUGAACGACUUGAAGAAGUAACCAAGGAGAUUGAAGCUACAGGUACCUAUCAGCUUAGAGACACAGAGUUAAUUUAUGGGGCAAAGCAUGCCUGGAGAAAUGCAUCACGAUGUCUGGGAAGAAUUCAGUGGUCAAAACUCCAGGUAUUUGAUGCUCGGGAUUGCACAACAGCUCACGGCAUGUUUAAUUAUAUCUGUAAUCACAUCAAGUAUGCUACCAACAAGGGCAAUCUCCGAUCAGCAAUCACCAUAUUUCCCCAGCGAACUGAUGGGAGACAUGAUUUUCGUGUCUGGAAUGCACAGCUCAUCCGAUAUGCUGGCUACAAACAACCAGAUGGCUCUAUUCAUGGAGACCCUGCAAAUGUUGAACUCACUGAGAUCUGCAUCCAGCAGGGUUGGAAGGCCCCGGGAAGUCGUUUUGAUGUGCUACCCCUUCUGCUGCAAGCUAAUGGCAAUGACCCUGAGCUUUUUGAAAUUCCACCAGAACUAAUACUGGAAGUGCCCAUUAGGCACCCCAAGUUUGAGUGGUUCAAAGAUCUGGAUUUGAAGUGGUAUGGAUUGCCUGCAGUAUCCAGCUUGCUUCUGGAGAUCGGUGGUCUGGAAUUUACAGCUUGCCCAUUCAGUGGUUGGUACAUGGGAACAGAAAUUGGAGUUCGGGAUUUCUGUGACAGUUCACGCUAUAACAUCUUAGAGGAUGUUGCAAAAAGAAUGGGGCUGGACACAAAGAAAACAUCAUCACUUUGGAAAGACCAGGCCCUCGUUGAAAUAAACAUUGCUGUUCUUUACAGCUACCAGAAAGAAAAGGUAACCAUAGUGGACCACCAUUCUGCAACAGAAUCCUUCAUGAAGCACCUUGAGAAUGAAUUUCGCACCAGAGGAGGGUGCCCUGGUGAUUGGGUGUGGUUAGUACCACCAAUGUCAGGUAGCAUCACACCAGUUUUCCACCAGGAAAUGCUCAACUAUCGGCUAACACCUUCAUUUGAGUAUCAACCUGAUCCUUGGAAAACACAUGUCUGGAAGGGAGUCAAUGGUACGCCAACGAAAAAGAGAGCCAUUGGUUUCAAGAAGCUGGCAAAGGCAGUAAAAUUUUCAGCUAAGCUGAUGGGUCAAGCUAUGGCAAAGCGAGUCAAAGCAUCCAUACUGUAUGGCACAGAAACUGGAAAAUCGCAAGCCUACGCAAAGACCUUGUGUGAAAUUUUUAAACAUGCCUUUGAUGCAAAGGUCAUGUCCAUGGAGGAAUACGAUAUAGUGGAUCUGGAACACGAAACAUUAGUUUUAGUAGUAACAAGCACAUUUGGCAAUGGUGAUCCACCUGAGAAUGGGGAGAAAUUUGGCUGUGCACUGAUGGACAUGAAACAUCCAAACUCAAAUUUUGGAGAGAGGCAGAGCUAUAAGGUGAGGUUUAACAGUGUGUCCUCAUCUACUGAUGCCCGAAAGUCAUCCAUUGAAGAGACUGAACCUCGAGAUCAGUUUGAAAGUACUGGACCCCUUGCCAAUGUCAGGUUUUCAGUAUUUGGUCUUGGGUCUCGAGCCUACCCUCACUUUUGCGCUUUUGCCCGUGCUGUUGAUACUCUACUGAAAGAGCUUGGAGGUGAGAGGAUCCUUCGAAUGGGAGAAGGAGAUGAGCUAUGUGGACAGGAGGAGUCCUUUCGGACCUGGGCCAAGAAAGUUUUUAAGGCAGCCUGUGAUGUGUUCUGUGUUGGGGAUGAUGUAAAUAUUGAAAAAGCAAAUGACUCGCUGAUCAGUAAUGACUGCAGCUGGAAGAUAAACAAGUACCGUCUGACUUUCCAAGCAGAGGCACCCGAGCUUACUGAAGGCCUCUACAGUAUCCAUAAGAAGAAGGUUUAUGAUGCCCGGCUUUUGGCUCGGCAGAACUUGCAAAGUCCAAAAUCAGGUCGAUCCACAAUUUUUCUGCGCCUACAUACAAACAACCAUGAGAAACUAAAGUACCUGCCAGGAGAUCAUCUUGGGGUGUUUGCUGGAAACAAUGAGGACCUGGUCACUACUCUAAUUGACAGAUUAGAAGAUGCUCCUCCUAUUAACCAGAUGGUGAAGUUGGAAGUGUUAGAAGAAAGGAGUACAGCGUUAGGAGUAAUUAGUAACUGGACAGAUGAAAGCCGCAUUCCUACCUGCACUAUCUUUCAGGCUUUUAAACACUACCUGGACAUCACAACUCCACCCACACCCCUGUUACUACAGCAAUUUGCUAUGCUCGCCACAGAUGAAAAGGAGAACAAAAGGCUUGAAGUUCUUAGCAAGGGUUUGCAGGAGUAUGAAGAAUGGAAAUGGUACAACAAUCCUACGGUAGUGGAGGUUCUUCAAGAGUUUCCCUCCAUCAGAGUCCCGUCAACUUUUCUGCUUACCCAGCUUCCCUUGCUGCAGCCUCGUUAUUACUCCAUCAGCUCAUCAUCUGACAUGUACCUGGAGGAAAUCCACCUUACGAUUGCUGUGGUUUCCUACAGGACAAGAGAUGGAGAUGGACCAAUACAUCAUGGUGUCUGCUCUUCCUGGCUGAACAGCAUAGAAGUGGAUGAGAUGGUACCAUGCUUUGUUAGGAGAGCUCCAAACUUCCACUUGCCACAAGAUCCCAAAAUUCCUUGCAUUCUAAUUGCACCAGGGACAGGUAUUGCACCUUUCAGAAGUUUCUGGCAGCAACGCCUACAUGACAUCGAACACAAAGGGCUUAAACCUUGUCCAAUGUAUCUAGUAUUUGGGUGCCGACAAUCAAAACUUGAUCAUAUAUACAAAGAGGAAGCAAUGCAAGCAAAACAUAAAGGUGUCUUCAGAGAACUCCAUACAGCUUAUUCCCGGGAACCUGACAAGCCAAAGAAAUAUGUCCAAGAUGUCCUACAAGAACAGCUUGCAGAAACAGUAUACAAAGUCUUGAAGGAUCAGAAUGGCCAUGUCUAUGUGUGUGGUGAUGUCACCAUGGCAAGAGAUGUCAUGAAGACCAUUCAGCAAAUUGUGAAGCAGCAGGCCAAACUAAGCUUAGAGGAUGCUGAUCUUUUCAUCAGUAGAUUACGGGAUGAAAACAGAUACCAUGAAGACAUUUUUGGUGUUACGCUUCGUACCUAUGAAGUUACCAAUCGCCUUAGGUCAGAAUCCAUUGCCUUUACUGAAGAAAGCAAGAAAGACACAGAUGAGUAA